Messenger RNA from Colossoma macropomum (tambaqui), 5504 nucleotides. It is a transcript of the gene daam1a, whose product is annotated as dishevelled associated activator of morphogenesis 1a. Gene Ontology annotation, biological process: actin cytoskeleton organization. Bases 472 to 3648 code for a protein of 1058 amino acids. Lineage: Eukaryota; Metazoa; Chordata; Actinopteri; Characiformes; Serrasalmidae. The record is from RefSeq and is a predicted model, not a curated record. Gene Ontology annotation, cellular component: stress fiber. The transcript is spliced from 25 exons. Gene Ontology annotation, molecular function: small GTPase binding; actin binding.
GAGAGAGAGAGAGAGAGAGAGGAGAGAGAGAGGGAGGCUCAGAGAGUUCAGCAGCAUGGGGGGUCUGUCAAACUCCGCAAGGUAAGACCCUGGUGGACACGCGCGCGCACACAGGCAGUUUAAGCUUUAAACUGAAAUAAAGCUGAUAAACGUGACUGUGUGGAUGGGUGGGACGCUGACACUGACUGAGGGGCAUGCUGCUUUAUCUGAUCUGAGAGAACUGAACCACGAGGAGAAACUUGGAAAACUGGGAUUACAUUUGUCUCACGCGCGUGCACGUGUCUUCUCUGCGGUGCGGUUUUGCCUGUUUUGCUGUGAAUGGACGUGCAGGUUGUUGGUGUCAACCUCUGAGAUCAGCUGGAGCUUCUAAACCCAGAAGAAGAGGAGUGAGGUUUGGCUCCGAGCAGCGCUGGAACGCACAGCCUGCUGUAGCUGAAGCGUAUCCCCUCUCCUGGUGAUUAUUCGGUGGUAAUGAUGGCCCCCCCUAAGCGCGGAGGCCGGGGUCUGUCCUUCCUUUUCUGCUGUAUGAAGGGCAGUGACCACCCGGAGAUUACGUACCGUCUGCGGGAGGGCAGCAGCUUCACCCUGCAGACCAUGGAGCCCGCCCUGCCCAUGCCCCCCACAGAGGAACUGGACGCCAUGUUCUCCGAACUGGUGGAUGAGCUGGACCUCACAGAUAAACACAGAGAGGCCAUGUUCGCUCUGCCUGCCGAGAAGAAAUGGCAGAUCUACUGCAGCAAGAAGAAGGAGCAGGAGGAGAAUAAAGGAGCAACAAGCUGGCCAGAGUAUUACAUAGACCAGAUCAACUCCAUGGCUGCUAGAAAGACAGUUCUGGCCCUGGACAGAGAGGAUGAGGAGGAGAGGAACAAGACCAUAGAGAGUCUGAAGACAGCCUUAAGAACGCAGCCCAUGAGGUUUGUGACGCGCUUCAUCGACCUGGACGGUCUGACGUGUAUCCUGAACUUCCUGAAGAACAUGGACUACGAGACGACGGAGUCUCAGAUUCACACCUCGCUCAUCGGCUGCAUCAAGGCGCUGAUGAAUAACUCUCAGGGCCGAGCGCACGUCCUCGCCCACUCCGAGAGCAUCAACAUCAUCGCCCAGAGCCUGGCCACAGAGAACAUCAAAACCAAGGUGGCCGUGCUGGAGAUCAUGGGGGCCGUGUGUCUGGUGCCAGGAGGUCACCGGAAGAUUCUGGAGGCGAUGCUGCAUUACCAGAAGUUCGCCAGCGAAAGGACGAGAUUUCAGACUCUCCUGAAUGAUCUGGACAGAAGCACUGGGCGGUACAGAGAUGAGGUGAACCUGAAGACAGCGAUAAUGUCCUUCAUCAACGCUGUGCUGAGUCAGGGGGCAGGAGAGACCAGUCUGGAGUUCAGAAUUCACUUACGCUACGAGUUCCUGAUGCUGGGCAUCCAACCAGUCAUCGACAAAUUACGAACGCAUGAAAACUCCACGCUGGAUCGACAUUUGGACUACUUUGAAAUGCUGCGGAAUGAAGACGAGCUGGCCCUGGCCAAACGCUUUGAAAAUGUUCAUAUAGACACUAAAAGUGCCACUCAGGUGUUCGAGCUGAUCCGAAAGAAGAUCAACCACACGGACGCCUUCCCGCACUUUAUCUCUGUCCUGCAGCACUGCCUCCACAUGCCUUAUAAACGGAGCGGGAACACAGUGCAGUACUGGCUCCUCCUCGACCGGAUCGUCCAGCAGAUCGUCCUGCAGAACGAUAAAGGCCACGACCCCGACGUGGCUCCUUUAGAGAACUUCAACGUGAAGAACGUGGUGCGAAUGUUAGUCAAUGAGAACGAAGUCAAACAGUGGAAGGAGCAGGCGGAGAAGAUGAGGAAAGAACACAACGAUCUGCAGCAGAAGCUGGAGAAGAAGGAGAGAGAGUGCGAUGCGAAGGCUCAGGAGAAGGAGGAGAUGAUGCAGACGCUCAGUAAGAUGAAAGAGAAGCUGGAGAAGGAGAGCAGCGAACACAAGCUGGUCAAACAGCAAGUGGCUGAACUGUCCGCCCGACUGCACGAGCUCAGCACCCGGCCGAACGUUCCCGGUGGUCCUCCUCUUGGCCCUGGGGCCCCUGGUGGCCCAGUUCCUCCGCCCCCAGCGCCUGCUGGCAUCUCUCCACCUCCUCCACCUCCAGGUGGGGUUCCACCUCCCCCUCCUCCACCUCCUCCAGGUGGUCCCCCACCACCCCCUGGCCUACCACCCUUCGGUGCCCCCCUGCUGCCUGGAGGUCUUGGGCUGAAGAAGAAGAACAUCCCUCAACCUUCAAAUCCACUUAAAUCCUUCAACUGGACCAAACUUAAUGAGACUAAACUGGAAGGGACAUUGUGGAUGGAUCUGGACGACAUUAAGGUUUUUAAAGUCCUGGACUUGGAGGACAUUGAGAGAACCUUCUCAGCCUACCAGAGACAGCAGAAAGAGUCCGAAGACGACACAGCGACCACUAAGAGGGUGAAGGAGCUUUCGGUCAUCGAUGGACGUCGAGCGCAGAACUGUAACAUCCUCCUCUCACGGUUAAAGUUGACCAACGAUGAGAUUAAGAGGGCCAUUCUGACCAUGGAUGAGCACGAGGAUCUUCCUAAAGACAUGCUGGAGCAGCUGCUGAAGUUCGUUCCUGAGAAAAGUGACGUGGACCUUCUGGAGGAACACAAGCAUGAGCUGGACCGGAUGGCCAGAGCUGACCGCUUCCUCUACGAGAUGAGCAGGAUCAACCAUUACCAGCAACGGCUGCAGUCUCUCUACUUCAAGAAGAAGUUUGCAGAAAGAGUCGCGGAAAUCAAGCCGAAGAUUGAAGCUCUAAGCACGGCGUCUAAAGAGGUGCUCGAGAGCCGUAACCUGCGGCAGCUUCUGGAAGUGGUGCUGGCUCUGGGGAACUACAUGAACAAAGGCCAGAGAGGAAACGCUUACGGCUUCAAGGUGUCUUCACUCAACAAGAUCGCUGACACCAAGUCCAGCAUCGACAGGAACAUCACUCUGCUGCACUACCUGAUCACCAUCCUGGAGCAGAAGUACCCCAAGGUGGCGCUGUUUCAGGAGGACCUGCAGAACGUUUCAGAAGCGGCCAAAGUCAACAUGACUGAACUGGAGAAAGACAUUAACAACUUGCGCAGCGGCCUGAAGAGCGUGGAGGCAGAGUUGGAGUAUCAGAAGGGCCGUCCUGCAGACUCUGGUGAUAAGUUUGUGUCUGUGGUCAGUCAGUUCAUCACCGUGGCCAGUUUCAGCUUCUCUGAUGUGGAGGAUUCACUCCAGGAGUCGAAGGAGCUGUUCCAGAAGGCGGUGAAGCACUUUGGAGAGGACUCCAACAAAAUGCAGCCUGAUGAUUUCUUCGGCAUCUUUGACCAGUUCCUGCAGGCCUUCACUGAGGCCAGGCAGGACAAUGAGAACACCCAGCGAAAGAAAGAGGAGGAGGAGCGCAGGGCACGCAUGGAGGCUCAGCUGAAGGAGCAGAGGGAGAAGGAGCGCCAGGCUCGGAAAGCGAAGGAGAACGGCGAGGAGGGCGGGGAGUUUGACGACCUGGUGUCCGCGCUCCGCUCCGGAGAGGUGUUCGACAAAGACCUGUCCAAAAUGAAGCGAAACCGCAAGAGACCGAACAACCAGGGCGCAGAGACCAGCAGAGAGAGACCCAUCACCAAACUCAACUUCUGAGCCGCCUGUGAGUAAACACUGAUACAACGCCGCCACCCGGUGGUGGAGCCCAGGAACUACAGCUGUGUCAAUUUCUCUUAUAAACUCUAGAUUCGACUUGAACUUUGUGGACAUGAUUCACGUUGUCAAAGCACAAGGAAGAGUUACCAUUAACUCUGAUCUAAACUGGAAAGCACAUCCACGGUGACACUUAUCUGUGCUGGCUGCCAAAAUAUCUUUUGAUUUUUUUUGUUUGUUUUUUUCCCCCAGUAUUUCUGUAAACAUGUCCAUACUGAAAGUGUUGGUCUGCAUUGAGUUCAGCACCGAUUUCUAUGGUGCUGGUACAUUGAAGUUGGCGGCUCGUGAAGAUACGGAGGGAUUCCCGUGUUUGGGAAUAAAGGGCUACGUUCCAUCACACAGUACAGCUGGGAUCACAACUGGUGCUGGAUUAUUGAAACCUCCUCAUAAAUCAUAAUGGUCAUUACAGUGGGCAGAAAUUAAAGGAAUAUCCCAAAAAAAUCGAACCUGAUCUUUAGUUUGUACUGUAAGAUCGGUUAUUUUGUAAAAGAACAGAUUCUAAACUCUUUUAUAAUAAUAGUCAAUGGGUAGUUGCUGCAUUCUGUGAACAAACCUUUGGAUUUUUUGACUGUGUAACAGAACUUUUACAUUACAGCCAUUCGAAUCUAUCAAUUACAGGUGUUCGGAUGAGGCUGAGAACCUGUUCUUAACCCUCUAUUGAACAAUGUUGCCUCAGGGCAACAAACUCAUGUCCCUCACUUUACAAUAACAUUACACAUAUUUAAAGACAACGAUAGUGUUAACAAUAAAGGGAAGAGUUUGUGUACGUCAAUAAAAAGCAUGUGCUUGGUCAUACUAUCUCUGUAAACCACUUUUUAAAUCAAUUUUUUUUCAUGAGAUUUUGCAGAAAUAGAUUUGUUGCCUAGAAGCAACACCCUGCGACAGUGAAAUGGAUUAAGCCAGGUCUCACCACUUCAGGGAACACUGCUCUAUAUCAUUUCUUCCCAUUGUCGCACAAUGUUGCCUCAAGGCAACGUACUCCAAAAGGACCCCUGCAUUUUGAAUUUAAUAAUCGGGUCCGAAAAAAUAAAUCAAGGACUACUUUAUGCAAGAAAAGUGAAUUGAUUUUUUUUUAAUUGCUCUCAUAAUGCGCGCAGUAGAGGGUUAAGAGGUUUCAUCCAACUUUACAUCACUGGAGUGACAGUAAAAAAAAAAGUAGUUGUGGUUACUUUCACUUUUCCGAGACUUUUUUUCAGCUAUUCAGAGAUGUUGACUCGAGUCGGUGACUCGGACUUGGGUCGCAUGCUGACUGACUUGCAACUUGCACUCAUUAAAUUUAGCCUGGGGACAAAAACACAUGUAAAACUGGUUAAGAAGUAGGAACGCCACCCCUAAUGCUACGGUCACGCGCACUCGUUACUGCAGUCUCGUCAGCAGCGUCAGGUUUGACACGGCUUUAAAUAACCAGCCGUCAUCAUAGAAGAACCUUCAGCCUCAAGAACAGAACUAAAGUGCUACACACGGUAAAUGCAGUGAUUAAAGCAAAGAGGCAAAACAGCUUCGAAACUGUCGGUCAGUCUGUAGUUUGUAUAGCAAGAAUGUAGCAAGUAUGCUAACUAGCGUAGUAGCUAAUUUAGCUUGUUUUUGUACAUUUCGGAUCACAUUCCUUUGCAUGAUUAAAGGGUUCUUUGCAUUAUGAAAGGGUUCUUCAGAUUGAUGCAACAUUUGCAUGAAUGUGCUAUAGAUGGUUCUCUACAGAACCUUUUUGAAAAGGGUUCUAUUUAGUGCCCAGAAGCGUUUUGCUGUUGUAACCAUGUCAAGCGUGUAACAAUAGAAGAACCCUUUCCAAAGAGGUUCUA